Messenger RNA from Trypanosoma theileri, 1728 nucleotides. RefSeq lists its product as uncharacterized. Gene Ontology annotation, molecular function: protein binding. NCBI's taxonomy places the organism in Eukaryota, Euglenozoa, Kinetoplastea, Trypanosomatida, Trypanosomatidae. Bases 1 to 1728 code for a protein of 575 amino acids. The record is from RefSeq and is a predicted model, not a curated record. The transcript has a single exon.
AUGCUCUCGCAAAAUGUUGCCAAAUCGACGGUUCCGUCGUAUUACAUGAUUCGUACGAAUCUCCCUCAACGGAAACCACUAAAUCAAUGGGAAGGUGUUUAUUACUACAGCGGUAUUAGUAAACGUCAACGUCACCUUAUCUUGUUACAAAGAAAGCGUGACCGGGAGGCACAUAUGCGUUUAUUUAAUUUCUCUAGAGAGAAUGUACUACGAGGACUAGAUGCUAAUUCCAAAAAACAGCAACAACUCGCUACACCAAAUACUCAAUUAGAAUUUGCGAUUCAAUUGGCGCAACAUGGUUUAUAUCAAGAGGCAAGUCUUAUAGUAAAUGAAUUGCACCAACAACGUGCACUUUGUGCGAAUCAGUAUGUUCUUUUUAUAGAUGCUUUAGCAGCUCCUCGUUUAAGAGAACGUAUUCUACAUUGUGAUGCACAAUGUGAUCCCACCUUGACGUACAAAUUUAUUGGAGAUGAAAAUGGCGAAGAACGGGCACAAGAGGCACACCGGUGGUUUAAUAUGGCUUUUACUUCACUGGAUAUGGAAUGUCGAUCAAGAGGUCAUCAUAUUCCACAAGGAACAUCCACAGCUACACAUCUUGUGAAUGCAUUAAUGCGUACUCUACUAACAUGUGGAUAUACUCAUGUUGCUGCAGUGCCGGAUGCUAUUUAUGAUCGCAUGGGUGCGAUGGGCAUCUCACCUACUAUCACUACUUAUGAAUUGGUGAUGCUCGCCCUAUCACUGCAGGGUAAUACCAAAGAAGCAGAGAGUGUCUUUUCAUUUCUGCGUAGUCAUCACAAUGAACAUGUAACAAUUGGUAGCUUCAACGCACUUCUUUUGGGUCACCGUGAGUGUCGUGAGUAUGAUCGUUGCGAUGCUCUUUGGCAAGAAUUAGUGGAUCGCCGCUGGCCUCGGGCGUGUGGACUGACGGCGGAGUUGUACCUGCGCAGUAUUAUAGAUCACUCCUACACACCGACGAGUGCCCCACUACAGCGGUUUGGUAAUAUUAACGCGGUGGAGAAGAAAAAGGUCCCACUCGUCCUGGCGCAGAUGGACGAUCUCGGCAUUCCACGCACGCACCUCUCGCGUCCCCUCACAGACGAGGUCGAAGACGCACUGCGCCGCUUCCGACUUUAUCGCUCGCGGCACUACGAGUGGGGACGGGCGGUGAAGCAAUUCGACUUUAUUGAGUUCCGCCGCCGCAAUGGCUGGAUGUAUGAUCUCCAUCUCAUGAAGAACACCACCAAGCAGGUCGGACCGCUGCGGGAUCCCACUCAGCCAGAUGCCUCGCAGGUUGCUGUUGCCACAGUGGAACUUCCUGCGUUCUUUAAUGAUCGCCCAGCGUGGGAGCAGCCGCCGCUCGCGGAGUUGUUGCAAGUUACAGAAACACGUGAACGACAUGAUGAUGUGCGGGCAGGGGAUAUUUAUUACGAUGAUACUCGCUCUGUACAUGACCGUUCCCCAACAUGGAUGAAUGAAGUUCCAGAAACCCGCUACGACCGACUGUACGGUGUGAACCAGCCGGAUAUCGCAAAGAUCGGCAUUCGACGACACCUCAACACGGAGUACGUUAAUCGCGCCGAGGUAGUGGAGCGCGACGCAGCGCUUAUGAAGAAAACACGCAGCAGUGGUAGGCGUCUUCGACAAAAGGUGGAACUCGCACGUACACACCGGAACGCAGCCAACAGUACAUCAGCAGCUGUGGCUUCAUCAUCUACAAUGUCACGGUAG